Molecule: messenger RNA, 1970 nt
Organism: Magnolia sinica
Lineage: Eukaryota; Viridiplantae; Streptophyta; Magnoliopsida; Magnoliales; Magnoliaceae
Product: protein IQ-DOMAIN 3
Exons: 6
Coding region: 196-1644 (482 amino acids)
Molecular function (GO): protein binding
Source: RefSeq, a predicted model, not a curated record
CAGCUGUGCCUCUUCCUUUCCUAUCAUUGAUUUUUCUUUGGAAGAUUUGGUUUUUUUUAUUCCCCUUCAAGGGGAUUAAAAAGGCCAGAUCUUUUAUUUUUUUGUUGUUGGGUUUUUGUUUGAGAGAGAGAGAGAGAGAGAGAGGGAGAGAUCUGGCGAUUCCAUUGCUUGUUCAAAUUGAGGAAUGAUAAGAAGAUGGGUAAGAAAGGGAACUGGUUUCAUGCAGUAAAGAAGGCCUUGAGCCCUGAAUCUAAGGAGAAGAAAGAACAGAAACCAAUCAAAUCUAAGAAGAAAUGGGGUUUUGGAAAAUCAAAGCAAUUGGAUCCUUGCACUUCUACGGUAGAAACUGUAGCACCACCUCCUGUUCCUUCUGAGGAGGUGAAACUUUCUGAGGCAGAGCAAGAACAGAACAAGCAUGCUUACUCUGUGGCGAUUGCCACUGCUGUUGCUGCCGAGGCUGCUGUUGCUGCUGCUCAUGCUGCUGCGGAGGUCGUUCGGCUCACGACUGUGCCGCGCUUCUCUGGUAAAUCGAGAGAAGAAGUGGCGGCAAUCAAGAUCCAGACAGCGUUCCGAGGAUACCUGGCAAGGAGAGCAUUGCGGGCUUUGAGAGGGCUGGUUAGGUUGAAAUCACUUAUACAUGGACAUGCUGUCAAGCGUCAAGCCACCACCACACUACGUUGCAUGCAGACACUGGCUAGAGUGCAAUCACAAAUCCGUUCGAGGAGGAUCCGGAUGUCAGAGGAGAAUCAGGCUCUUCAGCGGCAAUUGCUGUUGAAACGUGAGAACGAGCUUGAAAAUUUGAGAGCCUCAAUGGGAGACGAAUGGGAUGAUAGUAUGCAAUCCAAAGAACAAAUCGAAGCAAGUCUACUAAGCAAGCAUGAGGCUGCUAUAAGAAGAGAAAGAGCACUGGCAUAUGCAUUUUCUCAUCAGCAACCGGGGAAGAAUUCAUCGAGGUCAGCAAACCCAAUGUUCACAGAUCCAAACAAUCCACACUGGGGUUGGAGCUGGUUGGAGCGUUGGAUGGCAGCACGGCCAUGGGAGAGCCGGACCGUAACAGAGAAAGAACUCAAUGACUCUCACUCAUCUGUGAAGAGUGUGAGCCAUAGUGUCGGAGGCGAAAUCAGCAAAGCAUAUGCUCGCCGGGAUAUCAAGUCUGAGAAGCCUUCUCCUGUGGCCCAAAAAUUGAGCCGGCCCGCCAGCCGUCAGUCCCCAUCAACGCCUCCCUCCAAGGCGUUGUCAGUUGCAGGGAAGACAAAGCUAGCAAGCCCACGCAGUGGGUGGGCCCCAGAGGAUGACUCAAGGAGCAUGCUCAGCUUGCAGUCUGAGCGGCACAGGAGGCAUAGCAUUGCAGGGUCGUCAGUGAGGGAUGAUGAAAGCCUGGCAAGCUCCCCAGCUGUACCAAGUUACAUGGCACCCACAGAGUCUGCACGGGCAAAAUCCCGACUGCCCAGCCCAUUAGGGGACAAGCAAGUAACUCCCGAGAGAGGAUCAGCGAGCUCGGUGAAGAAGCGGCUGUCAUUCCCAGCAUCACCAGCACCAGCUGGAACCAGGCGACAUUCUGGUCCUCCCAAGAUAGACAGCAGUGUUCUAAAAGACAUUGGUGUCCAUGCAGGGGGCUCUGUGAGCAAUGGAGGAAGCAGGUAGCAGACAACAUUAGAUAAACGUUGAAAAGAAGAAAGGGAGAAACGGGUUGUGAUUAUUUGUAGUUGUGAUUGAUUUGGGAUAAUUGUCUUUGUGACACGUUUGUGGCCUUUUUGGCACUUGAAUUAUUGCUGUGAGAAUACCCUUUUUUUAAUUUGUUUGUUGGUGUUUUAUUGGGUAGAUUGGAGCUCAUAAGAUUGUGUGAGAAUACCCAAUUCAGUCUGCUUUUCCAAAUGACUGUGAUUUUCUCUCUUUUAUUGGGAUUGUUGAGGAUCUAUUCUUCAGUUAUUUCAAUAUAUAGUAUAUGUUCCACCUUGUGAUUUCUUCUA